Molecule: messenger RNA, 1695 nt
Organism: Cryphonectria parasitica EP155
Lineage: Eukaryota; Fungi; Ascomycota; Sordariomycetes; Diaporthales; Cryphonectriaceae
Exons: 5
Coding region: 1-1695 (564 amino acids)
Molecular function (GO): CoA-ligase activity
Source: RefSeq, a predicted model, not a curated record
AUGAUCUUCAAGCCGGCAGAAUGGCUGGGAGACUUCCCCUUCGAGCCCCCUUCGCAAACCCUUGUUGGAGAUUUCGUAUUUGGCCAGGACUGGCCUGGACAGGGAAAGGCUUCACCAGGACAGCUGGUGUGCGCGGCAACGGGCUCUACAGUGACCAUAAAAGAGAUUCACACGCGGGUUGAAGCUCUUGCCCGCAGCCUCUGCCAUGAACUCGGCUGGCAGCCAAAACAAGGUUCGCCGUGGGACAAGGUGGUUGGAGUGUUCAGUCUGAAUGCGAUUGAUUUUCUCACUCUGUGUUGGGCAAUCCAUCGUGUUGGGGGCAUCUGUCUGCUGCUUCACCCCACUAGUUCGGCCACAGAGGUUGAGACUCAUCUCAAAGCAAGCAAGCCUUCCGCUAUAUUCACGAACCAUGCAUUGCUCAAAACCUGCCUCGAAGCCACCAAGUCCUCGGGGCUCGUACCGGGAGAAAAGGUGUAUAUUCUGGAUUUUCCAGGUGACGCGCCCAGAAAUGAAAGCCUCUGCGGAGAAUUGCCUCUGCACUCUGUGGAGAAGAUGAUCUCUGAGGGCCAAUCCAUGAGUUCCAUCGAUCCAGUCACUUGGGAUGCUGAUGAAGAGCGCGUGGCUUUCCUUUGCCCGACCAGUGGCACGUCUGGCAUGCAGAAACUGGCCAUUGUUACGCAUCGUGGAGUCAUCGCCAAUCUGAUGCAAGCUCGCAUUCACGAGGCUGCCUCUGGGCGAUCUGACCAGAAGGAUAUCGCUCUUGGUAUUCUCCCGCUCACCCACAGCUAUGGACUCAUCACUCAACAGGCCAUGUUGUGGCGUGGAGACACACUGGUCUUGCAUCCGCGGUUUGAGAUGCAGUCCACGCUGAAGUCGAUCAUGCAAUUCAAGAUCAACCGGCUGUAUAUUAUUCCACCAAUCCUUGCUGCUUUGGCCAACAACCCCUUCCUCCUCGACAUGGUCGACCUGUCGUCUGUUGAUUCCAUCGUCACAGGCGCGGGUGGCCUCACGAAGGAGCUUAGCGAGAAGAUCGGGAAGCUCCGUCCUAAUUGGAAGAUGCUGCCAGCCUACGGCUUGACUGAGACUGCCGUCAUGGCUUCCUUCACGAGCACCCGCUCCAUCUUCGUUGGUUCGUCGGGAAUCCUCUUCCCGCGAUACCGAGCGCGUCUUAUUGAUGCCGAGGGCAGAGAGGUGGAAGGAUAUGGUGAGCCGGGAGAGCUGCUCCUCGAAUCGCCCACCAUCUUCAAAGGCUACGUAGGCGAUGAGGAGGCCACCAAGGCGGCUUUUGAAUCUCCUGGCUGGCUCAAGACCGGUGACGUUGCGAUGUUCCGCACUGCACCUGAUGGAACGGAACACCUGUUUAUUGUGGAUAGGCUCAAGGACAUGGUCAAAGUCAAGGGAUUGCAAGUGGCAUCAUCGGAUAUCGAGACUUGUCUUCGGCUGCAUCCAGACGUUGCAGAUGCGGCCGUCAUAGGCGUGCCACACGACAGAGAUGGCGAACGAGCCAAGGCGUUCAUUAUUCGAUCGCCGGCGACGGUUGACAAGGAAGAAGAGGCACUCAAGAAAGAUAUUGCUAAGCAUGUUCAGGAUAACCUGACUGAGCCGCAUUGGCUUCAUCGUCGUGUCGAGUUCGUGACCGACUUCCCUAGGAAUCAAGCAGGGAAAGUCCUCAAGUACAAGUUGAAGGGGUUGUAA